AGUUACUAAACAUUGAAAUGGCAGACCAUGAGGCAAGCAAGUCUAUUGAGCGAGAGCAGGCUCCUUCCGACUACGAUAUCUCGGCUCCCAUCACAGCUCAACAUGGCUUACGGCAAGGCCUUACAUCGUAUGGCGAUGCGCACUUCUCAUUGUUCUUGCGGAAAGUCUUCAUCAAAGCUUUGGGAUAUAGCGAAGAUGCAUUGUCGCGACCAAUAAUUGGUGUGGUGAACACAUACUCGAGCUUCAAUCCGUGUCAUGCCAACGUGCCACAGCUCAUAGAGGCUGUAAAACGAGGAGUACAACUUAGUGGAGGUCUCGCUAUAGACUUCCCCACAAUUAGUAUCCACGAAUCGUUCGCAUCGCCAACAAGUAUGUUCCUACGAAACCUCAUGAGUAUGGAUACAGAAGAAAUGAUAAAAGCCCAACCCUGUGAUGCCGUCGUACUCAUUGGUGGUUGUGACAAGACUACGCCAGCUCAACUCAUGGGUGCUAUCUCAGCAAACAAGCCUGUUGCGCACCUUGUUACAGGGCCUAUGAUGCCUGGUAGUCACCGCGGACAACGUAUUGGUGCUUGCACUGAUUGCAGAAACAACUGGGCAGCUUUCAGAGCCGGAACAAUCGAUAUCGAAGACAUUUCGGCCAUAAAUGACGAACUCGCUCCCACUUCAGGGACGUGUGGAGUCAUGGGCACGGCAAGCACAAUGGCUUGCAUUCUUGUUGCGUUGGGCUUGAUGCCUUUUGCUGGCGCUUCAGCACCCGCCGUCUCCUCCGCCCGGUUGCGUAUUGCCGAGCAAACAGGCCACAUCGCUGUGUCACUGGCUACAAGUUCUGCACUCAAGCCAAGGGCAUUGUUGAAUCGCAAUUCCUUCUUGAAUGCUAUCACGGUACUGCAAGCGAUUGGUGGCUCAACAAAUGCUGUGGUGCACUUACUGGCUAUCAUCGGACGUCACCCAGAGGUUGCUGGCACCAUUGAUCUCGAUACAAUCGACGAGAUUGGUCGCAAGACGCCGUUGCUUGUUGAUUUGAAACCCAGUGGUGAGAACUAUAUGACCGAUUUCCACAACUCUGGGGGUAUGCUAGCUCUAUGCCAAGAGCUGAAACCACUACUCCACCUUGAUGCUAUGACAUUCACAGGUCGAACUCUUGGUCAAGAAAUGGUGGCGGCUACAUUCAUUCAGAUACCACGUAACCUGAGUUGUAUCCAGCCAUUCCAUGAACCACUAUAUCCUGCGUCGUCUCUUGUGGUACUAAGAGGCAACUUGGCCCCUCGAGGGGCUGUCAUGAAAGCGAGUGCAUCGAAAGAUAGACGAUUGCUGCAACACUCUGGAAAAGCAGUUGUCUUUGCUAACUCGGCAGACCUGGCUCAAAGAAUUGACGACCCUAACCUGGAUGUGGAUGCUGACAGCGUCCUUGUACUUCAGAGCAUUGGGCCAAAAGGCAACCCUGGCAUGCCGGAGGCUGGUCUGAUACCAAUCCCCAGGAAACUCGCGGCUAAGGGUGUCCAGGAUAUGCUAAGACUUUCAGACGGGAGGAUGAGUGGGACAGCGGGCGGCACGAUUGUACUCCAUAUCUCCCCAGAAUCCGCGCAGCCGGAUUCAGUGCUGGGAAUCAUCCGUGACGGAGACUGGAUAUCGUGCGACGUAGAGAAGCGUGCAUUACAUGUAGAUGUUUCUGAUGAAGAAAUCACUGCACGUAUACGGAACAGGAAAGAGACUGACGACUUCUCCGAUUUAGGUGUGGGCGAGCGAGGCUAUCGUGGCUUGUAUAAACGUUCAGUUCUACAAGCGGAACACGGUGCGGACUUUGACUUUUUGACCGCCGCCGGUCCUACUACAGAGCCAAGCCAUAGCAGGGCAUGAUUGUUAAUUGCCUAUUGCUCAAAGGCAUACGCUAAAUAUAAAUUUUACGCUGGAUAUGUCAUGUUUCUUGGUUAGAAUUGCACGUACGCAAGCUACAAGCGUAGCCACAUUACAAC
This is a messenger RNA of Truncatella angustata, 1975 nucleotides long. Its product is annotated as dihydroxy-acid/6-phosphogluconate dehydratase. Bases 18 to 1859 code for a protein of 613 amino acids. Gene Ontology annotation, molecular function: hydro-lyase activity. NCBI's taxonomy places the organism in Eukaryota, Fungi, Ascomycota, Sordariomycetes, Amphisphaeriales, Sporocadaceae. The record is from RefSeq and is a predicted model, not a curated record. The transcript has 2 exons.